Molecule: messenger RNA, 4456 nt
Organism: Durio zibethinus
Lineage: Eukaryota; Viridiplantae; Streptophyta; Magnoliopsida; Malvales; Malvaceae
Product: DOMON domain-containing protein / dopamine beta-monooxygenase N-terminal domain-containing protein
Source: RefSeq, a predicted model, not a curated record
CACAAAAAGCAACCAGAAAAAAAAUAAAAACAAACAAAACAAAAACCUUCAAUAAAACGACGAGUCGACGGCUCGCUCCGCCUCCAUCGAGUCACCACCACCCACUAACUCGCUCCGCCCUUUCCUUUUUAAAGACUUAUAUCCAUCUUCACCCAAUUCGGAUUUCUGAUCACCCUCGAUCCGAUCCGAAUGUACGAUUCCAAAUCUUCCCUUCUAAUCCUACUCUUCCUAAUCAAUUGCCUCUUCUUUUCCGAUGCCGAUUCGGGUCGGAAGUGCUCCAACACGAGCUCCCUAAACGGGUUCGAAUCGAACUUCACGAUGGUCCAACACCAACUCCGAGGCCAUCUCAAAAUCCUCGACGACUGCUCUUUUGAAGUCACCCGAUUCGACAUGUUAUCUGGGUCAUCCGACGUCAUUUUCUGGGGCGCUGAUUCCCUCGACUUCUCUAACUUCACCCGUGGGUUCCCCAUCUCCGAUCAUCGACUCAAUCAAACAACUUAUAAAAAGGCAUCAUUUUCCGUCCAAUUAUUUCCCAACCUUACCUGGGAUCAGAUCAACGUUCUCUCCAUCUGGGACAUCACCACCACCUCAGACUUCGGCCACGUUACCCUCCCUUUAAACGGGUCGGACCAGGACUCGGACCUGGUACAUACAAUGUUCGAUAACUGCAAGAACUUGUCGGAUAAUUAUAGAGUUCGUUGGAGUUUGAAUGUGGAGGAAAAUUGGAUCGAGAUCGGGUUAGAAGCAGCGACACGGACGAUGAAUUACAUGGCGUUUGGGUGGGCGAAUCCGAAUAGGACGAAGGAGCUGAUGUCCGGAGCUGACGUGGCGGUGGCCGCUUUUACAGAGGAAGGUAGGCCGUUUGUUGAUGAUUUUUACAUUACAAGGUAUAGUGAAUGUAUGUUGGAUACUAAAGAUGGUUCAGCAAUAGGUGUUUGUCCUGAUGUAGUUUAUGAGAACUCAAAAAAUAACAUGAUGGUAAAUAAUACUAGGUUGGUUUAUGGACAUAGGAGAGAUGGAGUUUCCUUUGUUAGGUAUAGGAGACCGUUGAAAUCGACUGAUGAGAAAUAUGAUUUGCCCGUGAAUCCUACAGAGGAAAUGACAGUUAUUUGGGCAUUAGGGAUGAUGAAACCGCCGGAUACUAUUCGCCCGUAUUAUUUGCCCCAAAAUCAUGGGGGUCCGAAGAAGGUUAUGUAUGGACAUUUGGUGAUUAAUGUUUCAGAAAGUGUGGAUGAUUGUUUUGGGCCAUUGGAUGCCAAGGAUAAGGAGGAUCAAGAUUUGAUUAUUGCUGAUGCAAAUGUUCCACUUGUUGUUACAACAGGGGAGGCGUGGCAUUAUCCAAAUCCGCCAAAUCCGUCUAAGGUUUUGUAUAUUAACAAGAAGGAAGCUCCGGUGUUGAGAGUGGAAAGAGGGGUGCCGGUGAAGUUUUCGGUGCAGGCAGGGCAUGAUGUUGCAUUGUAUGUUACUUCAGAUUGUCUAGGUGGGAAUGCAACAUCGAGGAAUGCAACUGAGACUAUUUAUUCUGGAGGGCCGGCAGCGGAAGGAGUUGUAGCAAGCCCUUACGAAUUGGUUUGGGCCCCCGAUAGGAAUACCCCUGAUCAAGUGUAUUAUCAGUCAUUGUACCAGCAGAAGAUGGGAUGGAGAGUUCAAGUUGUUGAUGGUGGUCUAUCUGAUAUGUAUAACAGUAGUGUGUUUUUAGAUGAUCAACAAGUUACUUUCUUUUGGACAUUGUUAGAGGAUUCAAUAUCUUUUGCUGCCCGUGGUGUAAAGAAGAGUGGCUAUCUUGCAAUAGGUUUUGGUAGUGGAAUGGUGAAUAGCUAUGCUUAUGUGGGCUGGAUUGACAAUACUGGAAAAGGGCGUGUAAAUACAUAUUGGAUUGACGGAAAGGAUGCCUCUAAUGUGCAUCCAACGAAUGAGAACCUGACCCAUGUCAGGUGCAGAUCAGAAAAUGGCAUCAUUACUUUGGAAUUCACACGUCCCUUUAAGCCAUCAUGCAGUCAUAAUAAUAGGCCAGAGUGCAAAAACAUUCUUGAUCCAACAACUCCUCUUAGAGUAAUAUGGGCAAUGGGUGCUAAGUGGACUGAUGAACACCUUAGUGAGAGAAAUAUGCAUUCUGUCACGAGUCAAAGGCCCGUACGGGUGCUGCUUAUGCGAGGUUCAUCUGAGGCGGAGCAAGAUUUACGCCCGGUCCUAGCUGUACAUGGGUUUAUGAUGUUCCUUGCUUGGGGUAUUUUGCUUCCUGGUGGAAUAUUGGCUGCUAGGUACCUAAAGCAUGUAAAGGGUGAUGGAUGGUACCAAAUUCACGUUUACCUACAGUAUUCAGGAUUAGCAAUUGUCCUACUUGCCCUUCUUUUUGCAGUAGCUGAACUUCGGGGUUUCUUUGUCAGCUCAUUACAUGUUAAGUUUGGCAUUGCUGCUAUAUUUUUUGCCUCUGUGCAACCAGUGAAUGCGUACCUCAGGCCUAAGAAACCUGCUACUGGGGAGGAGGCUUCCUCGGAGAGGCUUCUUUGGGAGUAUUUCCAUGUAAUUGUUGGCAGAGGUACCAUUGUUGUAGGAAUCGCGGCACUUUUCACUGGAAUGAAGCAUUUAGGAGAAAGAUAUGGAGGAGAAAAUGUUCACGGACUUAGCUGGGCAUUAACAAUGUGGUUCUUAAUUGGUGCAUUGAUGGUCAUUUAUUUGGAGUAUCGUGAAAGACAGCGGAGAAGGAACAGAUUAUUAGGAAGGGGCAACUGGGUUCUGGGUAAUGUUGAAGAAGAGGAUUCUGUUGACCUUUUAAGCCCAAACCGGGCUUCUGCACAAAAUGGUUUGCAGAAUUCUGGACUAAUGGAAGUUCAGUUAGAGCCAUUGAACAGAUAGAUUUAUUGAUACAUAUAAAUAUUUUCUGUUUGGAUAUAAGAGCUCCAUUCUUCACCAGUUUUGAAAGUUUUCUACCAACAUGGAGGUUAGCAGAGCUGUUUAUUUUCUUGGAUGCCUUUCCCCAGUGUUAGGAGGGCUUUACACUGGGAAUUUUUUCUGCCUCCGACCAUUUCCUGUGAAGAGUAAUUUGUCUACAGCAUGUAUUUGUACACUUGAUACACCUUUUAGCAUAGUGGAAGGUUAUAUCAAUUUAUCAAUCUCAUUUCUCUUGAAUGAAAUAGACCUUACUUUUCUCAGAUGAGAUCAGCCAUUAGAUUGUCAAAUUUUCUUUUGUCUUGAAGUCACCGUACUCACAAAUGAUUCAUGGAUACUCUAACAUACAAUCAAGUUUCUUUUUCUCUUUCUUUCAGAACAUUUUGCUUUUGGUGGCAAAAUAAUAGUCAACCAAUAAUAGUUCACGAUGCAUGUGUUAUUUCUGUUACCAGUGACGACCUUUCUGUUAUCUUGUGUCCCAGUAAUAAUAUGUUAUAGCGUGUGAAACUAGCUUAGCUACUGAAGCCUUUUUCUAUGUCAAAGUGAGUGCACGUUCACCAUUUCUUUUGUUAGGAAAAAAAUUACAUCUGUUUUUUCCCUCAAGAAGUGGCUCUAUAAUUGGAAAUUUGAAAUGAUUGCAAUAAAUUAAAUACCUAUAAUAUUGUUUGUUGCUGAGAAAAAGAAGGCAUUUCAAAGUAAUAUAUGUCUAUAUCAAAUUUAUAGGUAAAAUCUAAUUGUUAGCAGAAAUUCAGAGGAGUUAAAGAUACCCUGAUAAGUAAGUGAAGAUACCUUAAUUUAUCUUGGCUGAUGCAUGUAGUUUUGUUGAAAUCAUAUGUGAUAUUCCAUUGCUUCGGCUUAUGACAUGUUGUGGUAUGGAGGAUGUUAUAUGCAACUAUAUAAUUCUUGCUUUAUGUUGCUUUUGUUAUUUUUCUUCACUUCUACUGUCAAAAAUCUUGAAGCUAACAGCUUAUAUGCCAUUGUGACUGUUGGGAUUAUAUUUUUACUUUGUUUGACUUCAUAAGCUGUCUUCUUCAACUUGUAAACAGCCUAGUGUUUGCUUUACCCAUAUACACUUGCUUGGUACUCAUCUAGAAAUUACAAAGGCCUAUUGCAGCAAAGACCUAAAGGCAGAACUGGGACUUGGGUUGAUUUUUGAAAACAAUAAAAAUGUUCAAUGGAAAUGGAAAGAAUUGAGACUCAGCCUUUUUCUGGUUCUAAGGUAUGACCAACUUUCUAUGCCAGUUUUGUUUAUGUUGAACUGAUAAGGUUUUUUUUCCUAAUUAACAACAGUAAUAAAUUAGCUGCAAAGUUUAAUUGAAUUAAGAACUGAGAAGUUAUCCAGUCAAUUGCCGAAAAGCAUUUGUAUGUAGCUGCUGCAUUUGGCAUAGUUCUAGGGUUUAAAAUCUCAACAUUUGUAUAUAUCUACUGCAUUUAACAUAGUUCUAUGAUUUAAAAAAUCUCACCAGGUGAUGCAGCCAGGUCAUACUGUCAUUAUGUUUUUGCCAAUGAUAUAAACUUGAUGCAUGUGAUCUCAGAUUUAAACUUAUUUCUUUGCUUCAGAGGCUUA